Branchiostoma floridae (Florida lancelet) is the source of this 961-nucleotide messenger RNA. RefSeq lists its product as uncharacterized. The coding region runs from base 49 to 942 and encodes 297 amino acids. The record is from RefSeq and is a predicted model, not a curated record. NCBI's taxonomy places the organism in Eukaryota, Metazoa, Chordata, Leptocardii, Amphioxiformes, Branchiostomatidae. The transcript is spliced from 3 exons.
GUCAAGUUGCAUCUUCCAGCAGCGGGCGUGGUGUCCAACGCCUUGGACAUGGCCCGGUACAUGAAGUUCCACCUCAGCGGGGGGAGGGACACGGCCGGCCGCCUGGUGGUCCCGGAGGACACCUUACGACAGACCCAAACCGCGAGCGCCGUCAUGUCCUCGUACUGGGACAAAGUCGAACCGUACUGGCCGGUAGAAGCGUGGCUGACGCAGGGAUAUGGAAUGGGUCUGUCGACCGGUUCCUAUAGAGGCUACAGACGAGUUUAUCACCGUGGGUCUAUGGUGGGAUUCACAUCUCUGCUGUCCCUGUAUCCCUCCGCGUCAGGAGGCGUGUUCACCUCCAUGAACGGUCCAACCACAACGGCCGAUGAUAUCCAUGACGUCAUCCACUACCAGGUCGCAGAUAUUCUCACAGGAAAGGACCACUGGCUGAAUUCUACCACAGCCUGCACGUAUCCUGCACCCUGGUGGGCGACACGACAGACCAGGAGUACAGCCGUCCCUAAAAUCUCGUCCAACUUCCCGCGAGACAAACGUGACUACGAGGGUGUCUACGGCAACCACGCGACAGGCAACAUGACGAUAACCCUGAACACGACCGACAACAAGUUAUACUUCAGACUUGGUCUGAUCGGACGUGGUCUAAUUCUCCCUACCGAGUCUGCUAACCAAAUUCUCUUUCGGGCUGAAGAACCUUUAGAGUAUAUCCCCAAUAUUGUUGCCGACGUAGAAGUCAAGAAUGGCGAGAUAUUCUCUUUAUCACUAGAGAGCUAUCCUCCCGAACCGUCUGUUGUGUUCGAGCGAGGUCUGAAGCUGACAGACCCGGACCCUACAGAGCCGGAGUGGGACGACUGUACAGGUGUCUCAGGCUCUCCGGACCGCACAGCUUCGAGUAACACAUUUGCCUUCUUGCUCUUUUUGGCAUAUAUGUUUACUGUGUAAUCUUAUACCAUGUAUGAGA